AUGAUCUCAAGAAAAUUGCUCCUUUUGGCCACGGUCGCCUUGUUUUGUAUGAUCUUUAUUGGAUCAACUCAAACAGCUCCAUUGAAUAAACGAGAAGCCACCGCUAUCGCUGACUUUAAUAAUGGGAUUUCAGGUGAAAGCACCUUCAUAGAUGUUGGUUCUUAUCGUUUAACUGGAUCAUUUACUAGAGGUUUCGAAAAAGAUACGAAUAUUCAAAAUUAUGAAUUUUUUGUAAUAACCAAGGAUAGAAAGAAGAUUGAUUAUACUAAAGACUUUAUAAAAAGUGUCAAAAUUUUUCCAGCUGGUGGUACUUCACCUUUUCAAAAAGUUUAUGAAGGUUUUCACAUUUGUGAUCUUGUUGGCGGUACCUUUUUUGUUAAUCAUAAAGGAAAGAAAUUUUCUGAAGCUUUAAUUAAAUAUGCUUAA
Messenger RNA from Rhizophagus irregularis DAOM 181602=DAOM 197198, 426 nucleotides. RefSeq lists its product as uncharacterized. Lineage: Eukaryota; Fungi; Glomeromycota; Glomeromycetes; Glomerales; Glomeraceae. The record is from RefSeq and is a predicted model, not a curated record.